Messenger RNA from Phytophthora sojae, 2754 nucleotides. RefSeq lists its product as hypothetical. Gene Ontology annotation, cellular component: membrane; BBSome. The transcript is spliced from 3 exons. The record is from RefSeq and is a predicted model, not a curated record. Bases 1 to 2754 code for a protein of 917 amino acids. Lineage: Eukaryota; Oomycota; Peronosporomycetes; Peronosporales; Peronosporaceae. Gene Ontology annotation, biological process: cilium assembly.
AUGUCGCUCUUCCAGGUGCGCGAGUGGUGGACCGCCAAGGGCGAGCGCGACGAGGAGUACACGCCCGGGGCGCUGGUGGUGGGCAAUGUGGACAACGACGCCUCCGGACACGCCAAGAUCGUGACGGGCAGCUUGAACGGCGUGCUGCGGGUGUAUUGCCCCACUCAGAGCGACUUCCGCAUCGAGCACUUGCUGCUGGAGGAGAAUUUACGUCGCCCCAUCCUGCAGCUGGCACUGGGCUACUUCAUCCCCAACCAGCGCGUCUUGGCGUUGGCUAUUCUACAGCCGAGACGUAUCGGCGUCUAUGUGGUGGAGGGCAUGGGCGGGGCGGGCAUGGCAGCCAGCUACUUCAAGAUCACGCUGCGGUACGAGCACUUGCUCGGCAUCGACGGCGAGCACUUCACAGCCUACAACUUCAUCUACGGACCAUUUGGGUCGUCAACCUCCAACUCGGGAGGAGGCUCACCGGUGCGGUCAGAGCGGGAUCAUCUGUGCGUGCAGUCGCUGGACGGACGCCUUCAGUUCUUCGAGCAGGACCGGUUCGCGUUCCUGCAGCCCCUCAACAACAACUUCCUGCCUGGCGCGAUAUGCUACGCCUCUGGCAUGGAUGCGGUGAUCGCUGCUACAUCGGACUUGCAGCUGGAGUGCUAUCGUUACCAGGUGCUGGCAUCAGCGUCGCUCAAAAAGAAGAGAAGUGCGUUGGACGAAGACAGCAAAGAGGACAAACAGCACGACGCGGCGUCGGCAUUGGUGCAUUGCGACUGGAAGAUAAAUAUUGGCGAAGUGAUCGUGGACAUUCGCGUGGCGCGCGCUUCGUAUCAGGAAUCGGCCUCGAGCUUUGACAUUUUGGUGCUUGGAGAAUUCACACUGUUUGGCAUCAAGCCUCAGGGAGAAGUUUAUCUGCAGAAGCGAUUGGGUUUUCACCCGUCAGCGUUUAUUCCGUUUCGACGAUGGGCAGCGCCCACAGAGCGAGGAACGCCGGGAACUACCGCCUUGGACAACCUUCUUGUGGCCAGCCACUCGAAACUCUGGUCGGUCUUCAAGGACAAGACGCUCAUUUGGUCUGCGUGCGCAUCAACGGUGCCCGUGGCUUUGCAAGUUGCCGAGUUUGGUGGAAUUGAGGGAAUGAUCGUAAGUCUCGACUCUGAUGGAGCGCUUAGCGUGAAUUACAUGGGCACUGACCCACCGUCCUCCGCCGUGGUGGCCCCAGAUACGAAAGAAAUCAAUUAUGAGGAGAUGGAUGAGGAGCACCGGCAGCUGCUCAACGUUAUUCGCCGGUCCCAGGGAGAGCGACGAACGGAGCCGAAGGACCGCGUGUUGAUUCGAGCUCAGGUUCCUGCGAUUCUGGAUGCGCUGCCAGAUCGGAGUGAUGAGUUCAAUCGAGGGGGUGGGAACACGGGACAAGACUCUACAGGCAAGAACACACAACUCACAAUGCGCGUAUACGUCACGUACACGGGGGCCACGCGAGUAUCGAAUGUGACGCUAUCCGUAUCAACUCCCGAGAACGUUCUUGCAAGCGAUUCCUCCUUCGUGAUCGGGAGCAUUGACGGCAAGGCGUCCACACCGCUGAUCAUCCCAGUUGUAUUGCGUCCCAGCACUCUAGCCAUGCCCACGUCGCUCUCCGUAACCAUUUCAGCGUCUUACACGCUGGAAACAGGACAACCACGCGUCUCCCAGUGCGUUGUCAAGUUGCCGAUGUGCAUGGCGUGCCGCCUUGUGCCUCCCGUGAAGUCCAGCACCUUCAAAUUCACGCUCGAGACCAACCAAGAGCCGCUGGAGCUCGCGAAUUUGUUUGAAGACAUGCUGCAUCAGCCAAGUUGCACACCUGAAUGGGCCAAACAGGUCGUGGCAGGAGGUUCUGGCACAAAUGUGCUGAGCUUCCAAUACUACAACGGCGUAGAAGCCACGAUCCUCGUCUCGAAGAACGCAGGCCGAUACCGCAUCCAGUCCAAUGAGCUCGAGGCGCUCUGGAUGGUAUCACAGGAGCUCGUCUCUCGCCUUCGAGCAUUCUUUGACAGCCGAGAGCAGAAUGCAGAAGCAAAGGGCAGCGAUGCUGGCGCGUCCACGUCCGCACUAGAGGUGUUUUACCAGGAGCCACUGCCGCUCGCGGAUUUCUUCGGCGCUAUUGACGCGCACUUCGCGCUACGGAAGGAAAAGCUCGAGCUCGCUGCGCAGCUGAACGACCGGGCCCACCAGUUCCGCGUCAUCCAGAAGCGUUUACUGGUGCGCUACAAGGACCGCAGCCCCGCAGCAGUGAACUUUUUGGACGUGCUGCUCCACGGAACAUAUGACCAGCUCAUCUCGUUGUCGCACGCCAUGGAGGCCGUGGAAGCCAAGCUGAAACGCGCCGCAAACCGGUUGUCGUGCUGCGUGGCGCUGAUCUUGAUGCUAAUUCGGUUCCGCUUCCACAUGAGCGACGAAGACGCGCGGCUCCUGGAGGCCAACCUUUCGCCCGUCGUGAACGAGACGGCCGACAGCGGGGCGGUGGAGCAGGGCUGGGAGGAGCGGACCGACUGCGCCAUGACAGAGCUGCUGCGCACGGUGUUAGCCAAGCAGCCUCAGAACAAGGAAGGAGCUGGCGCAACGCUCGCUACGAGCGAGCUGCAGAUGCAGGAAGACACCAAGCGGCUCAAGAAGCACAUCACGAUCGUGUGCGACCGUCUCGGCAAGGGCGCGUCGCUCGUCCCCGGCAGCAACAGCAACAACACAGGCGGCUCAGCACCCGCUCCAAGCGAGUCCAAGGGCGACUAA